Messenger RNA from Saccostrea cuccullata (small rock oyster), 2506 nucleotides. RefSeq names its product elongator complex protein 2-like. Gene Ontology annotation, cellular component: elongator holoenzyme complex. Gene Ontology annotation, biological process: tRNA wobble uridine modification. The transcript is spliced from 20 exons. Gene Ontology annotation, molecular function: protein binding. Lineage: Eukaryota; Metazoa; Mollusca; Bivalvia; Ostreida; Ostreidae. Bases 14 to 2485 code for a protein of 823 amino acids. The record is from RefSeq and is a predicted model, not a curated record.
AAAAUAUUGACUGAUGAUGGGAGAUGUGAAGCCUAUUUAUAUCAGCUGUGGGUGUAACAGGACUCCCCAGUGUGUAGAUUGGUCAACGUCAGGGACUGUCUGCUAUGGGGCCUGUCAUGCUGUGGCGAUUUAUCACCCAGAAGGAUAUGCAAAUGGACAUGGUUCUAUCUCUCAUACCCUGGUCAAACAUACUGGUCGAGUGAACUGUGUUAAAUGGAUUCGGAAUACAAAGGCCCAAGCAUCAGAUGAACGUUUUGUGUCAGGCUCUGUUGAUAAAACAGCAAUUGUCUGGAAAAAAUCUGGUGUGGAUCAGGUAGGGUGCUUUUUAACAACUCUGAUAAAAUACCUGUAUUUUUUUACAAUCACAACAGUGAAUGGUAUAGAAACAACCAAUCAAAAUGAGACAUACAUCGUCACAGGUUCAACAGAUUCUCAGCUUAUGAUAUGGAAAGAUUCAGGAUCAAAUGAUUUCACUCCGUUACAGAGCCUCAGUUUUGGGACAGGUUUCGUUCUAGAUGUCUCUCUCAUCUGUCUACCAACUACAGGGAUUCCUCUCUUGGCGUGUGGAUGUGAUGACCAUAAAAUUCAUUUAUACAGCUUACAGGACGACUGUAAAUUAUUCCAGCUUUUUAACAAGGUGAUUUCCCUCCAAGGACAUGAAGACUGGGUGAGAGCUGUGGACUUCUGUGUGGAGGAUAGUGGAGAUGUAAUGCUGGCGAGCGCUGGACAGGAUUAUCUCAUCAGAAUCUGGAGAUUAUCUCGACGAGAUGCGGGCAGUGAUGAAGUGAACAAAUCAGUGCAAGAGUUGUCCAUAGAUGACGAGAUCAAAAUGAGGGAAAAUACGUUCUCAUUUACAUAUAAAAAAAAGAAGCAGACAUUUGCAGUGAGUCUGGAAUCUGUGUUAAGCGGUCAUGAGAACUGGAUUUACAGCAUUCGAUGGCAGCCCCCUGUAGUCAUGGAAACCUCCAGUCACCAACCAAUGAAAUUACUCUCUGCUUCCAUGGAUAAGACUAUGAUUAUCUGGAUGCCUGACCCAGAAUCAGGAGUAUGGAUUGAACAGGUACGAGUGGGAGAGGUGGGAGGGUACAUUAUAGGGUGUGCACUGUUUGUAAUUGGCAGGUCCAUCAUCGCCCAUGGUUACCAGGGGGCCUUCCAUCAGUGGUCGUAUAACGAGACAAGUAACCAGUGGCGCCCGGUGGUGACAGGGAGUGGUCAUUUUGAUGAAGUAGAGGACCUGGGAUGGGACACGGGGGGUCAGUUUGUGAUGACCGUGUCCAAGGACCAGACCACGAGACUUCACGCACCAACGAUUUACCAACAAGGAAAGGAGAUUUGGUAUGAGAUUGCACGUCCACAAGUCCAUGGCUAUGACCUCCAAUGCUUGGCUAUCAUCAAUCGGUACAAGUUUGCCUCGGGUGCUGAUGAAAAAGUGAUACGGGCAUUUGAAGCUCCGAGAAAUUUUAUUGAGAAUUUCUGUACACUCUGUGGUAAAGACUUGACAAAAGAACUGCAGAAAGAGGAGGCUCAGAAUCGUCCGGAGGGAGCAAGUGUCCCUGCCCUGGGGCUGUCCAAUAAGGCCGUAUUUGGGGGGGAGAAGAUUUCUGAUGACAGGGAGAUGCAGCCCCACCCUAAUGAUCAGUACCCAGAGGUGUACUUCUCACCCAUGACACUCACAGAGCCUCCUACAGAAGAACAGCUUCUACAGAACACACUGUGGCCCGAGACUCAGAAACUGUAUGGACACGGUUAUGAGAUCUUCUCUCUCGCCAGCGAUCCUGCCGGUAAAAUCUUAGCAUCUUCCUGUAAGGCAGCCAAAGCAGAGUUUGCAGGGAUCAUUCUUUGGGAUACGACUAGCUGGACACAGUUAUGUACCCUGAGUGGUCACACCCUGACUGUCACACAGAUGGCGUUCUCACCUUGUGGUAACUUCCUGCUGUCUGUAUCAAGGGACAGAACCUGGGCAGUGUACAGCAAAAAGUCACAUGAUCAGCCCGAGUCUGAUCCUCUUUUCACCAAGUUGUUAGGAACAGACAAGAAGUCGGCGGUACAUUCAAGGAUUAUCUGGUCGUGUGCCUGGAGUCCUGACAGUAAACGUUUCUUCACAGCAUCUCGAGAUAAAAAGAUAAUUGUGUGGCAGAAUCCAGGCCUUUGUGAGGACCCCAGCUCUGCGCUUCAGCCUGUGGACUCGGUCACUUUGUCGGACUCAGUCACAGCAGUAGAUGUCUCAAGACAUACCCUGUCUGAUAAUAGACAUCUGUUGGCAGCAGGUCUGGAUAAUGGUAGAAUCUGUCUUUACAUGUGGAGACAGGCUCCAUCAGACAGCUGGCAGCUCAUCACAGAACUGGAUCAAGCAAUUUCACACCAUUUGACAGUGAAGAGGAUACAGUUUUCUCCAGAUCUGAAAGACAAUAACAUUCAGCAGUUUGCUAGCUGCAGUUUAGAUCAUUGUGUAAAAAUAUACAGAAUAGACCGGACUAAAUUGUAAAUAAAUAGUGUAAAGGUCACA